AUGUUGGAUCGCUUGCCGCCAGAGAUUCUACACCGAAUAAUCCUAUUCUCGUGUCCCUUUAUCUCACUCAGCGUCACGCCUUUCCCACCUCCCACGCUCCGCCAUAAGAAACCAUGUUCCAAUGGCCAAGAUAGCGUUAUCCCCGCCGAAACCUCCAAUGACUGCACGUCCCAACUGUCACAUGCUACCUGUUCUAAGACACAGGAAGACACAGUGGGUGAGCAAGAGGCGGAAUAUGGACCCAACGACGCACGCUAUGUGUCUGAAUAUUUUGACACCCGACCACCGACGAUUCUCGCUAGACUCGCAAGGACGUGUAAGCGAAUAUACGAAGAAGUGCGAUAUAUAGAUGGGAAUGCGUGGUUGUAUGCCCAAGUAUUUGAGCGUUCGAUGGAUUUCGACGCGCCAAGGAGACGAUUGGGGGUACUGUGGGCUGGUCCGCAUGGGAUUGCGUGGGAGGGACGCAAGAGGUGGGCGGCAAUUCGACGCGUGAGGAAUGCCAUUCGGAUUUGGUUGCGCGAUGGAUACCGCUCCACGACAUGGCAGGCUUACUACUCCGAGUCGGAUUUGCUCGCGGAUCUCUGGACAUUCUAUUUCAUGCUGCUGGAAAACGACGGCAAGAAUGCCGUCCUGAUCACGCUUGGGGUGCGGUUCACUUCGUUUCUCGAGAUGAUGUGUGCAGUCUUCUUUGGUCGGGCAAUGAUUCGAAGACCGGGUUGGCCAAAAGAGACGCCCGAGCGAGCGUUGUUGGUAUGGUUGCUUUGGGCUGUGGAUCCAUCGCCGGACGAGUUCUUAGACCCCGAGCUCUUCCAUAAGACCAAGUCUGCGAUGCGCGCAUUUGUCUUUGCAUCGUUUAGAUACUCGCUUGGUAUCUUUCCACCCACGUAUCUUCAUCACCCAGUCGCUCUCGACCCCUCAAAAUGGUCCCACCAGAUCCCACCAACCGCACUUCUACCCUACCCGUUGAACCCUUAUACGUCUUCGCGUUAUGCGUCAUGGACACCGCCUCUAGACGCUCCAGUUUACCAAUACUCCAAUGAUCCGCUAUAUGCGAUUACAAUCUAUGCGCGCACCAUCUACAUCUACCAACCCAGUCUCGCAGUUGGUGCGCUACUGUGGUACUUUGGUGGUGCGGAAGACGGGACGGAACACGAUCCAUCGCUGGCGACAAGGAACAGAAUGAUGGACAGCCCAACUGAAGAGGAAGACGCGGUUGCAGAAGUUCACUUUGCCAGCAAUACACGUAAUAAUCAGACACAGAGUUCGACGAGUCGUACAGACUCGGUCGGCUCUUCACCCCGGGCAGGUGGCGUAGACGAAAUCGACCCCUCAGCCCUGACAAGCAAGACUCUUUCGCUCACACAAAGUACCACAACGAACAACACUAGUACAACGUUCAGCAGCUUUGCUUCCCUCGCGCGCUUCAUACCCGCGUUACGAGAUCACCAUGGGUGGACAACGCCGCUCCUUUUCGCUAUCCCACCAGAGGUUCAGCUCGAUGCCUCCGCAUUUCUUCCGCAGCAGAGACCUCCUCAGCCGCGGUUGAAUAAAGUGUUUCGCAAUGCGCUGUGGAAGCGAGGGUUCAAUGUCGCGAGCCGUCAACUUGAACAAGAGUGGACAAGGAGACUGGAGGGACAGAUGAGGUUCCAGGGACCUGGGCCUGGGAGCGGCGUCGGAGUGCCGAAUGGGUUCAUUCCUGGGUCGUUGGAGGGGACUUGGGAAGGUGGAUUCCUCUUUGUCGAAUUCGAAGAGUAUGCUCAAUUCCUUACUGGGGAACGAGAAGCGGAUACCAAUUUCUACAAUUGCACGUCGGACAAGCUAUACGGGAGGAACCGACAAGUUUGGAAGUUGAAAGAGUACGAGCUCCAGACUUAUCCAGAGCCUGCCUCGCAUCUUUCCCCAUCAACGAGCAGCAAUGCGCCGCGUUCGAUGAGCCCAGGUGGGAGGCAUAACUCGCCUUCUUUUGCUGCAAAAUUCGCGGCAAGUCACCCAGACACCGCGUCUCAUGCGGCUUUCCUCGAAUCGAAUCCACCGCUGUCAGUGGGCAAGUGGAAAGAUGGUUGGUUGCCGCCUGCGGAGACGUUGGAGUGGCGCUUCCCAGACGAUGGAGGUGACGAGUUGGAGAUUAUUGAGACGGUACCGCUUUAUGGUCCUACCAGUCUUCCACAGGAGUCCACGACAUAUGAUGCGACUAUUCCCUCGAAUUCUGGUGUCGCGAAUGGGGCUCUGUCUUCAAGGAGUCAGUCGCUGGAUGCAGACGGAGAGUGGGCUAGCGAGCAGGCAGGGCUCGCUGGAAAAGUGCGUGGGCGGGUUAAUCAGCGUACCCGCCCACCAAAUCUUCUUCCUACGCUUUCCGAUGCGUCAACUGCGACGAAUGGAACCAUUCCAACGAUCACACCUGGAAGCUAUGUGAUUGAAAGAGAGGCUAGCGAUAUGACAACGGACGUAUCUGUUACACCAAUGGGUAGGAAUAUCAAUCUUCAGCCGGAAGGUCCUCUAGGGAAUACAAGUCCACUGCCUCUUGUGGUCGCGGCGCGUGCUCCCCCAUCUGGGGCAGAUGUGGACAUUGCUCGCUCGUCAUCAUCACCGCCAGCACAUGGUGCCACAUCUUCGACACCAACUUCCCCACUGCCUUUAUCACCACCUUCGACGGCUACCAGCCCGACGUCUUCUCCACGCUCUCCCGAUGUGCGAUCAUCAUCUGGUGCAGGAGUCAAGUCGAGACCCUUUAGUUGGGGAUGGCGGAGCAAGAGUAAAAAGAAGGACAAGCGGCAGAGUGGUGGGUUAUUGGGCUUUGCAUCUUCUACCUCGCAUCGCGACAAGGAUACCCCGUCAUCUGGAGAGGAAGGAGAUAUCUCUUUCCCUGUUCCUCCGAAGGUAAAUGGACAGGAGAAACCUCUACCACCUGUAUACGGUCGCGACGAAUUGCCCUUGCAGACAAAUGGGGAAUUGUCAGUUCCAAUGCCGAUACCAGUCGAAGAGAAAACUCCUCGACAACAGCUCCGUCGUGAUACGCUCGAAACUGCUCCAGACUCGAUCCUCGAUAACGUGAGGGUGAGCGAGAGCGUGCAAGAGGACGCGCCUCUCACGUUGGAUGAUGGAAACGCCUUGCCGCAACAGGAAGUGAGGUCGGUCCAAAACGUGUCCAAGUAUGUGCGGUGGGACCCAAACGUCGCGUGGGCCAAAUAUGCGAUAUGGGGUCCGAAUCCUCCUGUCGCCAUAGGCAGCUCGUCAACGUCUGCUACUGGAUCGAUGAGCCAUUCAAGUGCAUCCACCAAUAUCCGGGGUUACCAGCCGCAGUAUGCUCAGAGCGCCUCCGUCACGGGCGCUGGUACGGAUGGCAUGGUCAAUAGUGUCUCGACCGCUGCUUCUCUGCCGUCCAUUGGAACUAGCGUCAAGGCUCAGAGACAAGUUCGAGAUAUUCUCAUAUUCGGAGAGGUCACUAAUAAUUUCAAAAAGUCAUUUUCGGCGUGGGGAGAAGCAACACUACGUGGUCGUGUACGCGCCCAUGAUGGGUUGAUCACAUUGGUGAAGAAUUACCCAAACCGAGCGACGUGGAUUUAUACUGGAUAUGUCGUUGGGGGCGAGAAUUUCGUCGGACGAUGGCGGGAUGCGAAUAGUCCAGAAGAGGUCAACGGAUAUGAGGGACCGUUUGCCAUGAAGCGUCGUCGCUAA
Molecule: messenger RNA, 3675 nt
Organism: Serendipita indica DSM 11827
Lineage: Eukaryota; Fungi; Basidiomycota; Agaricomycetes; Sebacinales; Serendipitaceae
Source: the annotation of a GenBank genome assembly